Messenger RNA from Parastagonospora nodorum SN15, 531 nucleotides. RefSeq lists its product as hypothetical. NCBI's taxonomy places the organism in Eukaryota, Fungi, Ascomycota, Dothideomycetes, Pleosporales, Phaeosphaeriaceae. Bases 1 to 531 code for a protein of 176 amino acids. The record is from RefSeq and is a predicted model, not a curated record. The transcript has 2 exons.
AUGGGGCUCAUAUCCGCAGGCGCCAUGAUCCGCAGCUUAUCGCUGUUCCACAUCACCCUCGCAGCAGUCCUGCUUCGCAACCCCCAGAUGAUUGCCAACCAGAGCAUCGUCAUGGUCCUGGGACAAUCAAUGCAGCUGCCAACCCCCCGCGAAUUCCUCAAACCCUCCGCAUCCAUCGCCUUCCUCGCCGUCCUCUUCGCCUUCCUCGGCCUCAGCGACCUGACCGCGAUAUCCAUGUCCGAAGAGCUGUCAGAUGAAUAUUGGGGCAUUGCAACACCCGUGCGCCUCCUGUUUCUCUUCGCGCUGACCGCGUACACCUACACGUUCAAGGACGGCGGCAUGUUUGCGCCCCGCUCAAACGACUACAUGAUGAGUUCUGGCAAUACGAAUCUCAACAACAGCAUUGUCUUCACGUGGGGGUUCUGCGAGAUGGCGGCAUGGUUUUGGGUGUUUGUUACGCUGCGGGACGAGAGGAGGGAGAAGGUGAAGAAGGUUGUGGAGAAGAGGGCGGCGGAGGCGGAUAGGCUGUAG